Messenger RNA from Mycotypha africana, 933 nucleotides. RefSeq lists its product as uncharacterized. Gene Ontology annotation, molecular function: RNA polymerase II cis-regulatory region sequence-specific DNA binding; protein dimerization activity; DNA-binding transcription factor activity, RNA polymerase II-specific. The transcript is spliced from 4 exons. Bases 1 to 933 code for a protein of 310 amino acids. Gene Ontology annotation, biological process: regulation of transcription by RNA polymerase II. Lineage: Eukaryota; Fungi; Mucoromycota; Mucoromycetes; Mucorales; Mycotyphaceae. The record is from RefSeq and is a predicted model, not a curated record.
AUGUCCAAAGAACAUUUUAAUCCCAUUCAUAAUCAUCAACCACCUACUUUUCAGUUUGACAAUAACGGAGCUAGUGGUCCUGAGCUUUUAUCCAGACUCAUACCGUUUGAUUUUAUGUCAUAUUAUGAAAUUACGGAUAAUGAGACUAAUGCAUUUGCUUCCCGAAAAAAACAAAACCAACAAGAGUUCAGUACAAUACUUGAACAACCUGAACAUUUACAGACACAACAGCCUAGUACCGCAAAUAAUCAUCAUUUUAGCGACAAUAGUAGGCCACCUUAUUAUCCUUCUCCUUCCCUUUCACCCACAAAAUUUUUAAUCUCUACCACUGCUCGAUCACAAUCUAAUAAUGCUACCACUCAAGCCACUUAUUCAUCCGCGUCUCAACAACAAAUACAACGUUCAUCCUUCUCUUUUAAUGGCUAUCACAUGCACGAUCUUUCAUUUUCAGCACAAAAGCAGCAAUUAAACGCGUUCAACAGUAAUAAUAACUCUCAUUGCCAUACUUCAACAUUAAAUCAGCCUGUAAAGUUAACGAGGAAGAAAGGCUUAAUACUUCCCUCUUCUACUAUUUACAAUCAGACAGCAAAAGACAGUUACAACAGUGAGUGGAAAAGACAAAUACAUAUUCAAUCAGAACAGAAACGUCGCGCACAAAUUAAAGAUGGAUUUGACGACUUAAGAAAUGAGCUACCGAGUUGCUUGAAUAAGAAAAUGAGUAAAGUGGCAUUGCUGCAUAGAACUGUUCAACAUAUACAACACUUGAAAUAUACUCAAAUUACGAUAAUGGCUGAAUUAGAACGUUUACUUCAAGAAAACAAUCAAUUGAGAAGCAUUCUACAAAGACAAAGUGAUAUGGGAACAAUUACAGCUACCAAUAAUCAAACAUUUGUAAACAUAAGCAAUCACCAAAACAACGCGUUUUCAACUUGA